This is a messenger RNA of Tripterygium wilfordii, 2726 nucleotides long. Its product is annotated as ABC transporter G family member 13-like. Bases 618 to 2726 code for a protein of 702 amino acids. Lineage: Eukaryota; Viridiplantae; Streptophyta; Magnoliopsida; Celastrales; Celastraceae. Gene Ontology annotation, cellular component: membrane. The transcript is spliced from 9 exons. The record is from RefSeq and is a predicted model, not a curated record. Gene Ontology annotation, molecular function: ABC-type transporter activity; ATP hydrolysis activity; ATP binding.
UUGCAAGCCAUGGACUGAGUUACUACAAAUUGUAAAAUUCACUGUGGUGACAUUUGAGACACUGCACUUAGAAAUGGAAGUAAAAGAUUCCCAUAUCACAGAACGACCAAAAAUGAAAGUGUGCAUGAAAGAAUGAGGUGUCAAGCGUUUACUCCAUGAUGAAGAUUGCAGUGACUUAGUUGGAAGUUGGGAGUUGGUUCCCAAGUGCAAUCUCUUAUUGCCAAAGAAAACCCAACAAGAAUCUCAUGUGGGCACUUCAUAAUGUUAACAAGAGAGAAAAAAUUGUACUAAAAGCAGUGCACGCAAAGUUCAUUAUCUGACAGAUUGCCAAAGCAGGAAAAUAAGGAGACCUAUUUUAUUGUCUUUAUACUGAUACUGUCUCAUUCUCAUCUCAUUUCUUCCAUCUCUCAUUUAUGAACCAUUGGUGAGUUUAAUUUAGAUUUGACUAGAUAUAAGAAGACCCAUAACACAUUUUCAAAUUGUAUACUAUUUUCUCUGCAAAGUUUGGUAAGCAUAGUUAAUUCCAUCUUAAAUGUUUCACGCAGAUGAUAUCCUUUUCUAACAGAUACUAACGAGCACCUAUACUACUGCAUGUUUAUGUGUGUGUGUAUAUAUAUAUGUAUGACCAUCACAAAAUAGUAGUGGGUGAAAUGGAGAUAGAGGAGGUUAAGAAUUGUGGUGGUGGUAUUGAAGGUGGUAGUGAUAUGGAGUCAGGUUUAGUAAGAGUUGGAGACCAUGGGGUGAUGUACUUGGUAUGGGAAUAUUUGACAGUGGUGCUACCAAGUUUCAGAAAUGGAGGAACUACAAGGAGGUUGCUUAAUGGGCUUAGUGGUUAUGCUGAGCCUGGUAAGAUCACAGCUAUUAUGGGUCCUUCUGGGUCUGGGAAAUCCACCCUUCUUGAUGCACUGGCAGGUAGACUGCCCGAAAAUGUUAUGAAGACUGGAAAUAUCAUAUUGAACGGGAAAAAGAGGAGACUAGACUAUGGCGGAGUAGCUUACGUGACCCAAGAAAACACACUGUUGGGAACUCUCACCAUAAGAGAAAGCAUAACAUUCUCAGCCCAUCUGAGGCUGCCAAGUAUCAUGACCAAAGAAGAGAUCAAUGACAUAGUCGAGAGAACAAUCACAGAAAUGGGUCUCCAAGAUUGCAGUGAUAGGACAAUUGGAAAUUGGCAUUUAAGAGGGAUAAGUGGGGGGGAGAAGAAAAGACUAAGCAUUGCACUUGAAAUCCUAACUAGGCCAAGUCUCCUGCUCUUGGAUGAACCUACUAGUGGCCUAGACAGUGCCUCAGCUUUCUUUGUGGUCCAAACCCUGAGAAAUAUUGCAGUUGAUGGCAGAACUGUUAUUUCCUCCAUUCACCAGCCAAGUAGUGAAGUUUUUGCACUCUUCGACAAUCUUUUUCUGCUUUCAGGUGGUGAAACAGUUUAUUUUGGAGAAGCAAAAUUGGGUGCAAAGUUCUUUGCUGAAGCUGGAUUCCCAUGCCCAAGUCGAAGAAAUCCUUCUGAUCACUUCCUACGUUGUACAAAUUCAGACUUUGACCUUGUGGCUGCAACUCUGAAAGGAACUCACAGGGAUGUUCAUAUUACAUCAGAUCCAUUGGCAAACCUAACAACAUCAGAGAUCAAAGCAACUCUAGUCAACAAAUAUAGAAACUCACAAUGUGCAGCUAAGGCAAGAACAAGAAGACAAGAAAUUUUAACUAUUGAAGGGCUUGUGAUUGACAGAAGAGGAGGCAGUCAGGCAAGUUGGUUGAAGCAACUUUCAGCUCUGACAAAGAGAUCUUUCAUCAACAUGUGGAGAGACUUGGGAUAUUAUUGGUUAAGGAUAGUCAUCUAUAUAGCCUUAUCUGUUUGCGUCGGUUCCAUCUUCUUUGAUAUUGGAAGAAGUUACUCUUCAAUCUGGUCUCGUGGAGCUUGUGGUGCAUUCAUCUCAGGAUUCAUGACAUUCAUGUCCAUUGGAGGCUUCCCAUCCUUCAUUGAAGAAAUGAAGGUUUUCUGUCAAGAAAGGCGAAAUGGGCAUUAUGGGAUUGGUGUUUACAUUUUGUCAAACUUCAUCUCUUCGUUUCCGUUCUUGACGGUUAUGUCAUUUGCUACAGCAACUAUCACUUUCUAUAUGGUGAAAUUUCGACCCGAAUUUUCACAUUUUGUGUAUAUCUGCCUUGACCUUACAAGCUCCAUAGCAGUGGUAGAAGGCUGCAUGAUGACGAUAGCUUCCCUGGUUCCCAACUUCUUGAUGGGAGUCAUUAUAGGAGCUGGAUUUAUUGGUAUUAUGAUGAUGACAUCUGGGUACUUCCGGUGGCUUCCUGAUCUUCCCAAGACUUUCUGGCGUUACCCGAUUUCAUACAUCAAUUAUGGAGCAUGGGCACUGCAGGGUGCAUACAAGAAUGAUAUGAUAGGAAUUGAGUUUGAUCCUUUAGUACCUGGUGGUCCAAAACUGAAAGGCGAGAUUAUUCUCUCGACCAUGCUCGGGAAGAACGCAGAACAUUCAAAGUGGUGGGAUUUAGCUGCUGUCGUAGUCAUCCUCAUCUCUUUCAGACUCCUGUUUUAUGCCAUUCUAAAGUUCAAGGAGACAGCUUCACCUUGGUUAUGGAGACUUUAUGCCAAGACAACUCUACAAAAUCUGAAGAAGAGUCCAUCUUUUAGAAAAAUACCAUCCUUUCCUUCCAAGCGGAACCAAACCAUCCAUUCCUUGUCUUCUCAAGAAGGCCUGAACUCUCCCAUGCACUAG